CAUGUCGGUGGAACUGGAAGAAGCCGAUCUGCCCCUGACCGAGGCGGAGGAGGCGCCGAUCUCCGCCGAGAAGAAAGCGGCCUCUAAGAAGACGAAAGCCGGCGGCUCCUCGUUAUCGCCGUCGAAGAAGAGAAAGAAUAACAAGAAGAAGAACCAGCCGGGCAAGUACAGCCAGCUGGUGGUGGAGACCAUCCGCAAGCUGGGCGAGCGCAACGGCUCCUCGCUGGCCAAGAUCUACAACGAGGCCAAGAAGGUGGCGUGGUUCGAUCAGCAGAACGGGCGCACCUACCUGAAGUACUCCAUCAAGGCGCUAGUGCAGAACGACACGCUGCUGCAGGUCAAGGGCACUGGCGCCAACGGCUCCUUCAAGCUCAACAGGAAGAAGCUGGAGGGCGGCGGGGACGGGGCCACG
Messenger RNA from Meleagris gallopavo (turkey), 412 nucleotides. It is a transcript of the gene H1-10, whose product is annotated as H1.10 linker histone. Gene Ontology annotation, molecular function: structural constituent of chromatin; DNA binding. NCBI's taxonomy places the organism in Eukaryota, Metazoa, Chordata, Aves, Galliformes, Phasianidae. Gene Ontology annotation, cellular component: nucleosome. The record is from RefSeq and is a predicted model, not a curated record. Gene Ontology annotation, biological process: nucleosome assembly.